Dinoponera quadriceps is the source of this 15120-nucleotide messenger RNA. RefSeq names its product E3 ubiquitin-protein ligase HERC2 (gene HERC2). The record is from RefSeq and is a predicted model, not a curated record. Gene Ontology annotation, biological process: protein ubiquitination. Gene Ontology annotation, molecular function: ubiquitin-protein transferase activity; zinc ion binding. The coding region runs from base 694 to 15120 and encodes 4808 amino acids. The transcript is spliced from 14 exons. Lineage: Eukaryota; Metazoa; Arthropoda; Insecta; Hymenoptera; Formicidae.
GACGGCGCUAAUGACAUCGGCGCAUAUGAUUGGCUGUGUAUUGCCUGGCAGUUUUGCCGAUUGCUACGUAAGUGGCGUGAAUGUGUGUGCGCCUAUAUAUGCGUGUGUAUGAGAGUGUCCGUUUAUAGCGCCAUAAUCAAUACGCGCGUGAUGCGUAUAUACGGUGUGCACUAGUCACCGAAUCCGCAAGAUGCACAAGGAUGUACACAUAUAAACAGCGCGAAAGGUGGAACGGACACUCGAUGGAAACACUCGAGAGAUGAUGCGGGCUGGUUAGAGGAGACGGGAGAGAGACGGGGCGAGUAAAAACUUUCGGGCGAGAAAUCGCGGACGGUGCCAGUCGUUAACCUCCCGAGCGGAUUCUGUGCUGUGUUGAGAUUCGCCUGGUCGUCGUCAGCUCGGGAGCUCGCAAGGAGGAACCGUAUUCAUUUAUCGCAUCGAAAUCACGUCCGGCCCGAAAACUCGACUCCGUACUUGAGUAAUUGAUGCUUAGUGCUCGAAGCAACGUUUUCUAUUUAUCGAUCUGACGAGAGAUUAAUUGAUAUCUUGCGAUGGAAGCGAGGAGGAGAAAUGAUCUUACCUAAGACAGUCAUUGCUCUUAACUGAAUCUCAGUGUAAUCCGAUGCAUUAUUUAUGCCUGAAUAUCGAUGAAUUAGCGGCUGUAUACUGAGAAGCUAUAAGGAGAGUACAUAUAUGAUAGAUAAAAUGAGUAGCCAAUUAAAUAUAACACUUAGACCCGAUCUAAGAUUGGACACGAAGUGGCUGAAGACUGACUUACAACGAUUCCUUAACCGUGAUGGAUUGGCCGAGAUGUGGAACGAGAUGGUGCGGGACGGAGAACUUAUUGGAUCCUUCAGUGACGGCCUGAUCAAUUUCGUUGGAAUUCAAGCGAAGAAGGGUAACAAUGGGCGUUAUUACUGUGGUAUGAGAGUAUUAACUUGUCUGUGCUGUGAUGGGAUCUGCGGUCCACAACAUGGCUGCAAUUGUGUACCUUGCCAAAAGCUCGACGAAGAGGAAGCGGCAAGAACAGCAGCGAUGGUUGAGAAGGCUAUACCUGCCCGGCGGAUAAUGGACUCAUGGCUGUGGGGACCACCACCAUCACUCGGUGACUUGAGAAACUGUAUCGACUCGUCGAUAAAGGAGCAGCGGAAGCUGUGCUGCGAAGUCGCAAACAGCACAUUAUCAGCGACGCGUUUGAGACAACGAUUGAUAAUCGCCCGGAGAUAUUUCACCGCCUUGUCGCGUCAUAAGCCGCAAGAGAUCAGGGAUAGCUCGAGUUUACCAAAGCCUAUCGGAAAAUUGCUGAAAACGCCUAACGAAAAGGUGGUGCCUAACGAGAAGGCGACUCUAGGAUUGGCGCGCGUCGGUUCGCGCGCCGCACUCAAUUUCUCGUUCGCGUACUUGAGAAGAGCCUGGCGGUCCGGAGAGGACGUCGAGUUCUGUAGCGAGUUGCUCACCGAGUCACUGGAGGCGUUGCAAUCGUUACCCGAGGCGACUCUCUUCGACGAAAGUAACGUUUCUCCGAUCUGGUUAGAAGUCGUCGAAAGGUCGGCCAAAUUUCUCCGACAAGUCGUCACCGGAGAGGUAACCACCGGACGAUCAUGGCGUUCUGUGCCGUUGUCGGAUCAGCACACGGCGCUCUGCCUGUUGCUGGAGCUGGUCGCACAAAGAGCCACCCUGUCCAGCCUGCUGGACUCGGUGGUGUUGCUGCUGCACCUCAGUAGCAAAAACAAGAAUCAGGACAACCGAGUAACGCCACCCGGCAGCACGGCGCCGCUCGUCCCGCUGUUGCGACGGCUGAACAAGAUUCCGGUUACGGUGUCCUACAGGCUCUUCGAGCCGCCCGUGCCGGGACCCUGCGAAGUUCUGCUCAAGUACCUGCAACUGCCGGACGACGACGGCAUAUCGGUCGACCUGAGGAAAGCCGCGGUCAUCAUAAUGUGCAACCUCAGCAGGCUGGCCUCUCCCCUCUUACCGGACGUCCGGGCCGAGUACGAGUUCCCUACGAACGGGAGCGGCGGGUAUUCGCGGCAGCAGGUGUUGGCUUGGGGCUGCGUCAAGUUCGGCAACGGCUCCUCCGUCGUUUACUGCGACGCGAUCGCCGAGCUGGGGGUGAAGCAGCUGUGCUGCACCGAGCGGGCGUUACUGAUACUGACCACGAGCGGCCACGUUUACAUGAUGUAUUACGGAUCGGAGACCCAGUAUCCGCAGAAGGUGAACGGCUUCACGAACAAGCAGGUCUCGAUGAUCGCCUCUCACUCGGACGGCAAGCAUUACUUGGCGCUGACGCGGGACAACUGCGUGUAUUCCUGGGGCAACGGGGACGGCGGUAGACUCGGGCACGGCGACAACAUCUCCCACGACGAGCCGAAGAUGAUCGAGGCGCUCCUGGAGAAGAGCAUCGUGUUCAUAACGUGCGGCAGCACGUACUCGGCGGCCCUGAGCGCCAGCGGCGAGCUGUACACCUGGGGAAGAGGGAACUACGGCAGGCUGGGCCACGGUAACAACGACGACAUCACCGUGCCGACCUUGGUGACGGCGCUGAAGGGUCACAAGGUCGUGCACGUGGCCUGCGGCAGCGGCGACUCCCAGACUCUUUGCGUCACCGCUUCCGGCAUAGUGUUCUCGUGGGGCGACGGCGAUUACGGGAAAUUGGGCCGUGGCGGCUCGGACGGCUCGAAGACGCCCAAGAUCGUCGACAAGCUGCUGGACAUCAACGUCGCGAAGGUGUUCUGCGGCGGCCAGUUCUCCGCCGCGCUGACGGCCAGCGGGGAAGUGUACACCUGGGGCAAGGGGGACGCUUAUCGUUUGGGCCACGGCAACGAGGAGCACAUUAGGUAUCCCAAGCUGAUCGAGUCGCUGAAGAACAAGAAGAUCAAAGACCUGUCCGUGGGCGGCACGCACAUACUGGCGCUGACCGAGGAUCUGUUGGUCUACGGUUGGGGCAGGAACGACUACGGUCAGGUCGAUCCCACGUUGAUCCCCGUCGUCACCAAGCCCUCGCUUAGCCACGUCUUUUCCUCGAAGAACGUCAUCGGCCUGGCGACCGGGCCAACCCAGAGUUUCGCCUGGUGCUUGUCGACAUGGUCGGACCACGCCGUCCGGAUGCCCUUCAUCAUGGACAUAUGCGAGGAAACGUUUCAGCUGAUCGACACGCUCCUGGCCAAGUCCUGCGAGGGCCUCCCCGGCAUCCGGCCGCCCACGCAGGAUCGCGAGUGCCUCGCGGUGGCCACGCUGAAUCUGCUGCAGCUGCAGCUGCAAACCAUCCUGAUGCACAAUAUCGACGUCAAGUCGGUCGGGCUCGCCGCCAACUCCACGUUGCUGAACUCCUUGAAGCAACGUUGCGUGAGCCUGGCGAGCGCGACCGGCAUCCUGGCGACGAUACAGGAGGCGGCGCAACACGUCCUGAAGACCGGUUGGAGUGUGCUGCUGCCGACGGCGAACGAGCGCGCCAAGACCCUGUCGAGCUUCCUGCCGAACACCAUCAACAACGUCGAGCAGUCCGGCGCGGCGAACAACAACGGCCAACGCUUCAUGGCGGACCUGCUGGUGUCCAGCCUGAUGGCGGACGGCGGACUGGAACUGGCGCUGAAGGCCGCGGUCAAGGCGGAGAUCGCCGACAUAUCGGACGAGAAGGACUUCCUCGUCGACGUCGGUGCGUCGAACGUCGCGAAGGCCAAGAGCGAGACGAGGCAGGCGAUGAAGGACGGCUUCAAUUCCAGCAAGAACAUCACGACCAUCUCGUUGCUGCAGCUCAUACAGCAGCUGAUACGGAACGGCACGUACAUCACGCAGUCGAAGCUGCAGCAGGGCGCGUCGCAGCUGCCGCUGCCGAACGAGCAGAACGAGCGGAACGAGCGGAACAAGCAUCGGCGCAAGUUCGGCAACUCGCCCAGCCUGAAUCUCCUGCUGUGCUUUCAGCGUCUGCUGAUCGGCCACGUGUACGAAUGCGUCGGCCGCAAGCUGCGCACCAAUGACCUCUACGAAGAGAUGCUGGGCGCGCAGUCGCUCCUGAGGAAGUACAUCGCGCAGAUCUGCGAACACGUGACCGAGACGCUGCCGUUGGCGGCCGAGAUUGCCGGCCGUUCCGUCAAGGAUUUCAUCACGGUAAUCGGCGUCCUCAAGAACGACAUCAUCAACGUGCUCUUCUCCGAGCUGGUGGUAUGCCUGAUACUGCUCAAGGUCGACUGCCCUAUGCUGCUGAUCGACAUGAACUGGAUGGAGAUGAUCGCGCCCGUCCUCGACGCGCUCGACUACUUCAUCCGACUGACGCCCGCGAUAGAGAAGAACGAGGCGGACGAGCUGUCGUGGCCAGGCAUCAUCGCGCCCCAACUCGGCAACAAGAUCUCCACGCAGGAGGAGCCGACGUUGAUACGCUGGGCCGAUCUGGAGAACCACAAUCGCGACGGCGGCCUCUGGGUGGUGGUGAACAACAACGUCUACGACAUACAGGACAUCAGGCAGGAGGGCUCGUGGUCGCCCUACGAGGUGCUGCAGAGGUACAUCGGACGGGACGACGGCAGCGGGACGCAGCCAGGAGCGCCCAACGGCCCUGCGCCGCCCCGCGGCAUGAUGGACUCCUGCUUCGUCGGCCAUUACUCCCAGGCCGAGCCCGACGAGAACGCGAGCUUCACGAUCGAGGUGACCGACGUCUGCUCGUCCCUCCUGGACACGGAGCGAGCCUUGGGGUUCCUGCUCGGACUGCACGCCUACAGGAUGCGGCAGAGUCUGGCGCUGCAGCCGGCGGAGGAGGAGGCCGGCGUCUGGCUGAGCGCGAGUUUCCUGCGGGGCGGCCUGCAGGUCCUGCAGCCGCCGAACCCCUACGAGGAGGAGAAGGACGAGGCGAGGAGCAACACGUCGACCGCCGCGAACUCGCCCACGGAACCGCCGAAUCUGCCGAUACACACGAAGAACGAGCAGCAGAGGGAGAACGACGAUCGCACGGUCGGCUUCGUGCAGGCCUUGGCGGAGGCGCACAAGACCGACGACGCUCACGUGCGCGCGUUCCUCGCGAUAAUCGACCGGCAUCAGAAGGCCGACAACGUGUUCUCGCACGCCGACUUCUACGUCGACCAUCCGGUCGAGGAGAUCAGUCGCGCCCUCUUGGCCGUGAUCAUAAAGCACCUCGGCUUGGGCCAACAGGCGCUCGCGCUGGCCGAGGAGGAACUGAAAGCCGCCAACAGCGCGAAACUCACCGCCCCGUUGGCCGACAUAAUGCGGGCGAUCUACCAGGCCAAGUGGAACCUGGUGCGGACCAGGCAGCAGCAGAACAGGAGCUACAAGGAAGUCUGCGCGCCCGCGCAGGAGCGGUGCCGGUUCCUCCUCUACGAGGUGAGGUCGGCGACGAGUUACGAGGUGAAGGGCUUCGAGGAUCUCCAGCUGCUGCACACCGACUCCAGGUUCAAGCGAGCCGUCCGCAUGGUGAUCGCCGACAUUCGCAGGAACAAAGCGUCACCGGGCGGCGGCAAGCCGGAGGACAUCUUGAACGCGUCGAUACAGAACGCCAAGGCGAAGAACAAGCCGGACGAGGACAGCACGACCUCCUCGAAGGAGGGUCUGGCCGCUGCGUCCUCCGCGAAACUGGAGGACAUAUCGGACAUCAAGAACAAGAUCAUGCAGAUGACCGAGAGGAUCCGCUACGGGCCGGUGCAGUGGGCCACCGCCGACUACAACGGCCUGACCACCAACAUCAUCAACUUCGUCAUGAACAACGGCAUCGGCGGCGACGUCGAGACGCUGCGACGCGCCAUGUACUGCCAGAUGCAGCGCGCCAAGGUGCGGGAACAGGGUAUCCUGAUGAUGCGCGAGCUCCUGAAGAAGGACUACCUGGUAACGUCGGUGAAGUACUCCCUGCUGAACGGCUGGCUGGGUCUCACGUACGAGAACAAGUCGCUGAGCGACGGCAUCACGCAUUGCCUCUACAACAUACAGCUGACGACUCCUUAUCAGAAGUCGAAGGUCAUCCUAGCGGAGGCCGAGGUGACCUCGUGGGCAGUGCAGGCGCUACGGGCGUACGUCGUGCAGGCGGAGCUGCCGAAUAAGCAGAAGAUCAGCGGGAAGAGCAGCCUGAACCAGGGUACCUACACGUGGCUGCGGAAGUUGCCGAGGGCGCGCUUCCUGCUGACCAUCCUCGGCAUGCUGACCAGCUAUCAGUGCGCCAACAAGAUCGGCCUGCUCGUCAACUCGGGCCUGCUGUCGAGCGUCUUGACUCUGCUGCGGCAAAUCGGUCCGUCGUCCGCGACGAGUUUCUGCGAUGCCGGCGAGGACCAAGGCCAGCAGGGUGGCGGCGGCGGCGGCGAGGCCUCGCGGCUGAGGACGGAGAUCACGGCGAUUUACGAAGACACCAUACAGCGGAGCAAGCCGCAGAGCGUUCAGCUCAGCGGCAUGGAGCUGGCGGCGCUGAUGAAGAUCGGCACGCGAGUGGUGCGGGGGGUCGACUGGAAGUGGGGCGAUCAGGACGGGCCGCCGCCCGGCGAAGGCAGGGUGAUCGGUGAGCUCGGCGAGGACGGCUGGAUAAGGGUGCAGUGGGACAACGGGGCGACGAAUUCGUACCGUAUGGGCAAGGAGGGUAAGUACGACCUGAAGUUGGCCGAGCCGCCGACCCCUCCCGACGACGACAACGACGAGAUCGACAGCGACCCGCCGGCCGACGCGGACAAUCCGGAGAACGCCGCCUCACGCGGCCGGGAACUGUACCCGACGACCUGUCUGAAGUCCGCCUCGACGACCCUGCUGCGGAUAAUCCUGCUCUCCUGCGGCAUAGAAGCGGACAAGGUGUCCGCGACGUCCAUCAAGAUCCUGGCGUCCACGCUGCACGGUAUAGUAUCGGCCGCGAACAAGACCGGCGAGGUUCCGAACACGUCCGUUCAAUUGGCGAGGCAGCAUCACGAGACCUGGGCGACCUUCGGCCUGCUGAGAGCGAUCGCCAGGUCCAAGCAGUUGUGCAAGUCCCUGAGCUCGCAAGCGUGGCUGGACUUCCUGCUGAGCAUCGUCGUGGACGAGAGCAAGCCCUGCCUGGAGAAGCAGAUCACGGUGACGAGGCUGCUCGCGGCCGUCCUGCCCUCCUGGGCGGUCGAGAGGGACCUGAACGACAUGAGGCAGCUGUUGGAGAGGACCUUCGAGAUACUCGGCCAGGUGGCGCUCGCCUGCGACAUCGGGCCGAACGUCGAGCUCCACUCGAACAAGUGCCGCAUGUCCCUGACCGCGUCGUACAGCUCCACCGUGGCGGAGGAACUGAUAUGGCUGAUCAGGCUGCUGCACAGUCUGCCCGGCUGGAACGCGAUCAUCAACCGCUUCCUCGCGGCGAAACUGGCCCUGACGGCGGAGCUGCUGAGCGACGGGCCGUUGAUUCACAUACAGAUGAACGAGAACGACGGCGAGAACAGUCUGAACAUCCAGAGGACCGUGAUGGCGACCCUCGUGGUGAUCGGCGGCCUGGACAAUCGGAUAAGGAUCGGCGGUCUGGUGAAUCACGAGAACGAGCUCGCCAUAGUCUGCAGGUUCACGAAGCACUCGAAGCUGGUGGUGCAGCUGCAGGCCGGCGACAGGGCGCGCAAGAUCGUGCCGUUUUACGCGGUGAAGCGCGUCACCGAGGUGUUCCAGCUGGACCGGAUGCCGCUGACGGAGCAACUGAUAUCCACCUGGGCCAGCCUGUUCCUGGGCACCACUUCCGGCAUGCGGCCGGGCGGUAUGCCGGUGAUCGCCGGCGUCGUAAACGCCUCGAUCCUGCGCACCCAGCAGCAGCAGCUCGCUGCCUUGAACGCCGGCAGGGCUAUGCUCGCCUACCAGUCGAAGUUGCGGAGGAUCCUCAAGUGUCCGCUGAGCAGCGACGUGAACGACGACGAGCGGCACAGUUGCUGCACGCUCCUGCAGGAGAUGCUGUUGCGCUCGACGAAGCCGCAGCCGCUGAAGCCGAUCUUCAAGCGGCGAGAAAUGGAGGAGGCCGCGCUGGCGGUCUCGCAGUACCUCGCGUCGGAGCUGCGGCACACGCCCAUCCAGCGCACCGGGAUCACCGCCUCGGACCCGACCACGCCUAUAUCCGAGUGCUCGUUGGUCUCGUUGACGUCCAGCCAGAAGAGGCACUGCAAGGCGAACGUGGCCGCGAGGAGGAGCUCCGCGGCAGCGUCGGUCAGCCCGCUGGUCGCCCAGCUGGUCGAGAUGGGUUUCCACAAGAGGAGCGUGGAGCUGGCGAUCAAGAGCCUGAGCGUCGGCGAGCAGGGCAGCGUGACCGCCGAGAGCGUGGUGGGCUGGCUGCUGGAGAAUCCGGACGCCGCGCUCAGCGACACGGAGACCCUGUCCAGUCCGGACGGGCUGACCGACAUCGACGACUCGAUCAGCGAGGACAUGGACGACUCGCCGUCCGCGCAGGAGACCGCCUCCACGAUGGGCGGCGCGCCGCCGCCCACGUACAUGAAGCGCUCGGACUUCCUGUCGGUGGACGAGUACGCGAUCUACGUGCGGGACAACGUGGUGCCGGGUAUGCUGGUGCGAUGCUGCAAGAGCUACGAGGAGGUGGAGUACGGCGACGUCGGCCAGGUGGUGAAGAUCGAUCCGGAGGGCCUGCACGAUCUGAACGCGCAGGUCGCGUGGCAACGCAGGGGCAGCAUGUACUGGGUGCGCUUCAUCCACAUAGAGCUGCUGGGCCACCCCCCCUCCCUGCCCGGGCCGCCGACGCUGAAGGUCGGCGACAAGGUGCGCGUGAAGGCGUCGGUCGCCGUGCCGAAGUACAAGUGGGGCUCCGUGAAUCACCACAGCGUCGGCGUCAUCACGGAGAUCAUCAACAACGGCAAGGAGGUAUACGUCGACUUUCCGCAGCAGGUCGCGUGGACCGGCUGCGUCGCCGAGAUGGAGAAGGUGCCGUCCUGCCAUCACUCGGUCAUCUGCAACUCCUGCUGCCUAUCGCCGAUCUCCGGGCCCCGGUUCAAGUGCAAGUACUGCGACAACUACAACCUUUGCGAGAACUGCUUCUACACGAAGCGGUCCCACCGGCACGGCUUCAACAGGAUCGCCGAGCCCGGCUCCGCGGCGGUCUACGCCGGCAAGCCGGGCAGGUACCACCGGCAGGAUCUGACGGAGCCGUCCCUGAUCGAGGACUGGUCCAAGUGCAUCCGGACUCUGAGCGUGUCGUCGCGGGAGAACUGGGCGACCCGACUGGUGGACGGCUCCGGCAAGUACUGGCAGAGCUGCGGCUCCCAGGGCAAGCAUUGGAUCCGGCUGGAGAUGUUGCCCGGCAUCCUGAUACAUUCCCUCAAGAUCAUCGCGGACCCGCAGGACAGCAGUUACAUGCCGUCGGUGGUGGCGGUGAACGCGGGCGACUCGUUCGUCAGCCUGGUGGAGCUGACGACGAUAAGCGUGCGCCACUCGGACACCAGCGUCACGCUGCUGCAGGACAUGAAGGAGUACUACCCGUGCGUCGAGAUCGCGAUCAAGCAGUGCAGAAACGGCGGGAUAGACUGCAAGAUCCACGGUCUGCGCGUCGUAGGGCGCAAGAGGGUGUUCGAGAACCAGCUGACCACCUCGGUCUCGUUCCUCGCGUCCGACUGGGAGGUCCUGCAGGAGCAGGUGACGGCGCAACGCGGCACCGAUGCGCCGCCCCAGCAGUCGGCCGUCUACGUCUGGGGUCUGAACGACAAGGACCAGCUGGGCGGCCUGAAGGGCUCGAAGAUCAAGGUGCCGGUGUACAGCGAGGUGCUGUCCAAGCUGAAGCCGAUUCACAUAGCCGGCGGCAGCAAGACCCUCUUCAUCGUCAGUCAGGAAGGCAAGCUCUACGCGUGCGGGGAAGGUACGAACGGCAGGCUGGGUCUGGGGGACGACAACAACAUCUGCGAGCCGAAGCCGAUACCCUUUCUCAGCCAGUACGUGAUCAAGAAGGUGGCGGUGCACUCGGGCGGGAAGCACGCCCUCGCUCUCACCCAGGACGGCAAAGUGUUCUCGUGGGGCGAGGGCGAGGACGGCAAGCUGGGUCACGGGAACUGCACGACGCUGGACAAGCCACGGCUGAUCGAGUCGCUCAAGUCGAAGAGAAUCCGCGACAUCGCGUGCGGCUCCGGGCACUCGGCGGCGAUCGCCAGCAACGGCGAGCUCUACACCUGGGGCCUGGGCGAAUACGGUAGGCUGGGCCACGGCGACACCGGCACGCAGACGAAGCCCAAACUGGUGCAGGCGUUGAGCGGCCAGAGGGUGGUGCAGGUGGCCUGCGGCAGCAGGGACGCGCAGACCAUGGCCCUGACCGCCGACGGCUGCGUCUACACCUGGGGCGACGGGGACUUCGGCAAGCUCGGACGGGGCGGGAGCGACGGCUGUUACACGCCUUUGCUGGUGGACCGACUGAACGGCCUGGGAGUCGUUCAGGUCGAAUGCGGCGCCCAGUUCUCCCUCGCUCUGACCAAGUACGGCGAGGUGUGGACGUGGGGGAAGGGCGACUACUUUCGUCUCGGCCACGGCAACGAUCACCACGUGAGGAAGCCCACGCUGGUCGAGGGUCUGCGGGGGAAGAAGAUCGUUCACGUGGCGGUCGGGGCGUUGCACUGUCUCGCGGUAACCGACACCGGCCAGGUGUACGCGUGGGGCGACAACGACCACGGGCAGCAGGGCAACGGCACCACGAUCGUCAACAGGAAGCCGUCGUUGGUGCACGAGCUGGAGGACGCGAGGGUGAACCGGGUGUCUUGCGGGUCGAGUCACAGCAUCGCCUGGGUGUUGGUGGACCAGCCGACGAACGGCAAUCAGGAGCCGGUCACGUUCCAGACGGCGAGAGAUCCGCUGGGUCAGAUGUGCCUGGGCCUGGGUAACGUGGCGGAGCAGGCCGGGGCGGUGGCGACGACUGGCAACGCCGUCGCCAGCCGACCGUCCCUCGCCAGUAUAAUACUCUCGUUGGAGAGCAACGUCGCGAAGCAGCAGGCUCUGCAGCACGUGAUAAACGCCCUCCUCAUAAUGCAGGCGCGCACGGCGAUAGUCACGGCCCUGCAGAGCCACUCGACCCUGACCGACCUCGACCGCGCCCCGGCGAAGCACACGCCUUUGACGGACGUGCCGCCGUCGGCGGCGGAUGCCGGCAUGACCUCGAGCACGGAGCACGCGGUUUACCAGAACGUCGGCGACAUCGCGCAAGGCGGGGGCGAGGCGCCGGCGAACGUCGCCGAGGCGGCGAACGUGCCGACCAGUCCCAGGAUGACUCCGGAGUCCGAGGACUUCCCGCUGGCGAUGUUCCCGUCCAUGUCGAGCUCGAGCGUGUCGUCGCGCGCCUCGAAGAUGUCGACGGGCGCGAUGAGCGUGAUCGCGGCCACCCUGACGUCGAACGCGCAGGUGGUGGGCGAGGGCGCCGCCACCGACUCCGGCCUCGACGAGUUCACGUCGGCGUUGACGGAGGACGACGCCAGGGUGCUGGUGGACCUGCUGAAGCUGGCGGUGGCCAAUCGGGUCUGCACGUCCGCCAAGGAGACCAUCUCGACGGUGCUGAUCGCCCUGGGCAAGGUGAACUGCACGAUCGGCGGCAUGCUGCUGGAGCAGUGCGUGACCGAGCUGGAGGACACCGCGGCGAACAGCAACUGCGUGAGCAACACGCCGCAGUCGGUGGUGCAGGAGACGCCGCAUCCGUACAUAGACGACACGACGUUGACCGGCAGCGUGAAGAUCCCCGGCGCCGAGGCGCUGCGCGUCGAGUUCGACAGGCAGUGCUCGACGGAGAAGCGGCACGACCCGCUCACGAUCAUGGACGGCAGCGGCCGGGUGGUGGCGGUGCGAUCCGGCCGCGAGUGGACCGAGUGGUCCUCCGACAUCAGGAUCCAGGGGGACGAGCUGAGGUGGCGCUUCUCCUCGGACGGCUCCGUCAACGGCUGGGGCUGGCGGUUCACGGUGCACCCGGUGCUGACGACCCUCGCGCCGUACGAGCUCGGCUCCGACCGAGCGGUGCUCUCCCAACCGACCAUAGCCGUGGCGGAGCACCUGCUGAUGGACAACAGCCUGAUCAAUUCCGACAGGAACGUCGCCUCCCGCCUGGCGACCGCGCUCGCUCAGUGCAGCCAGCUGAGCACCCUGUCCGCCCAGCAGAGGAUGUGGGCGCUGAAAAAGCUGCAGGUGGUCUACACCAACGGGCCGGGGAUCAAGCCCGAAGUCGCCCUGUCCUCUCUGCUCGGCUCGUUGCCGCAGGCCCUCCUCAGGCAGUACGCUUACGAGGACCCGCUGGUCCGGGGCGGCAAGCAGCUGAUGCACAGCGACUUCUUCAAGGUCCUCGUGGCGCUGGCGUGCGACCUCGAGCUGGACGCCAUGCCGUGCUGCGCCGAGGUGCACAAGUGGUCCUGGUUCCGCAGGUAUUGCUUGGCGGCGCGCGUCGCCAAGUCCCUGGUGAACCGCACUCCCCUGCCCAGAGCGUUCUGCUACGAGGUGACCAAGCAGCUCAACGAGAUGACCACGGACGGGGACGCGGAGUGCGGCAAGGACCACGAGAAUCACGGUAUAUUCAAGCAAGGCCACGACGAGCAACUGCUGCAAUGGCUGAAUCGCAGACCGGAGGACUGGACGCUGUCGUGGGACGGAUCGGGCGCGAUUUACGGCUGGGGCCACAACCACAGGGGUCAAUUGGGCGGCUUGGAAGGCGCCAAGAUCAAGCUACCGGCACCAUGCGAGAGCCUAUCGGCGCUCAGGCCGAUUCAGCUGGCCGGGGGUGAACAGACCCUUUUCGCGGUAACGGCCGAUGGAAAGGUUUACUCGACCGGUUACGGUGCUGCAGGACGCCUCGGGAUUGGAGGAACGGAUUCCGUCAUGGUCCCGACGUUAUUAGAAUCGAUACAACACGUAUUCAUCAAGAAGGUGGCUGUGAACUCGGGCGGCAAGCAUUGCCUCGCCCUGAGCUCAGAGGGUCACGUGUACUCGUGGGGCGAGGGCGACGACGGCAAGCUGGGACACGGCAAUAGACUAUCGUACGAUCGGCCGAAACUGAUCGAGGACUUGCUCGGCAUCGAGAUCGUCGACAUAGCUUGCGGUGGUCACCAUAGCGCCGCCAUCACGAGCGCCGGUUGGUUGUACACCUGGGGCAAAGGACGGUACGGGCGUCUCGGUCACGGCGACAGCGACGACCAGUUACGACCGAAGGUGGUGGAGGCUUUGCAGGACUACAAGGUGAUCGACGUGGCCUGCGGGAGCGGCGACGCGCAGACACUCUGCGUGACCGACGACGAUAACGUGUGGAGUUGGGGCGACGGUGACUACGGCAAGUUAGGCAGGGGCGGUAGCGACGGUUGCAAGAUUCCCUUGAAGAUCGACUCGUUGGCCGGACUCGGUGUCAUCAAAGUCGAGUGCGGCAGCCAGUUCUCCGUCGCCUUAACACGAUCCGGAGCGGUCUACACCUGGGGCAAGGGAGACUAUCAUCGUCUGGGUCACGGCACGGACGACCAUGUGCGAAGACCACGGAAGGUGGCCGCGCUGCAAGGGAAGAAGAUCAUUUCGAUCGCUACGGGCUCGUUGCACUGCGUCGCUUGUUCCGACAAGGGUGAGGUCUUCACUUGGGGCGACAAUGACGAGGGACAGCUCGGCGACGGCACUACAAGCGCCCUGCAGAGGCCACGAUUGGUGCACGCGUUGCAGGGCAAGAAGAUCACGAGAGUAGCGUGCGGCAGUGCGCAUACGUUAGCCUGGAGCACGGCGAAGGCCACGCAGAGCAGAAUGCCGGCGUCCGCGCCUAUGGAGUACGACCUGGUGAAGGAGAUACCGUUCUCCGUGCUGCGCAACAGACUGGUACUGCUGCACCACUUCGCCGAGCUCCUGUGCCCCUCCUUGGCGAUGUUUCCGACUACCGGAUACAUCGGCCUGGACAAACUCGGCCCUAUGCUGGUUUACACCAUCAAAGAGGCGACCUUCCGCAAAGUCGUGCAAGCCACGAUGGUGAGGGACCGCCAACACGGGCCCGUGAUCGAACUGAACAGGAUACAGGUGAAGAGAGCGAGAGGAAAGGGCGGCUACGCCGGUCCGGACGGUAUCAAAUCGGUCUUCGGUCAGAUGGUAUCCAAGAUGUCCCUCCUGACGCAAGACGUGCUGUUUCUACCUCAUAGAGUGUGGAAAGUGAAAUUCGUCGGGGAAAGCGUCGACGACUGCGGCGGAGGCUACAGCGAGAGCAUAGCGGAGAUGUGCGACGAAUUGCAGAACGGCUCGCUGCCGUUGCUCAUGCCUACGCCGAACGGCCGCGACGACAACGGCACCAAUCGCGACUGCUUCCUGCUAAACUCGUUCUCCGAGUCGCAGCUGCACAUGACGAUGUUCCAGUUCCUGGGCAUCCUGAUGGGCAUCGCCAUCAGAACGGGCAGCCCGUUGAGCCUGAAUCUAGCCGAGCCGGUUUGGAAGCAACUCGCCGGUAUGCCUCUGACGCCGUCGGAUCUGACGGAGAUCGACAGGGACUACGUUCCUGGCUUGCUCUGCAUCAGAGACAUGAACCCGGACGAGAAAGUCUUUCAGACGUUGGAGAUGCCGUUCUCCACACCGUCCGCCUCCGGACACGACGUGAUACUGUCCAACAGAUAUCUCAAAAUAACGCCGGAUAACAGGCAGGAGUACGUGAGGCUGGCGUUAGAUUAUAGAUUACACGAAUUCGACGCUCAAGUAGCGGCCGUACGGGAAGGUUUAUCCAAAGUUGUUCCUGUGCCCCUCUUGGCAUUGUUUAGCGGGCCCGAGCUUGAAACAAUGGUUUGCGGUAGUCCAGACAUACAAAUUAAUUUAUUGAAGUCCGUUGCAACGUAUAAAGGUAUCGAGCCAAGCGCUCCGCUUAUCCAAUGGUUCUGGGACGUCAUGGAGGAGUUCUCCAAUCAAGAGCGAUCGCUUUUCCUCCGUUUUGUUUGGGGCAGAACACGUUUACCGCGCACAAUCGCAGAUUUCCGAGGCAGGGACUUCGUUUUACAAGUGAUGGAAAAGUACAACCCACCGGACCAUUUUCUUCCCGAAAGCUACACCUGCUUUUUCCUUCUGAAAAUGCCGAGAUACUCGUGCAAGGCCAUUCUACGGCAAAAGUUGAAGUACGCGAUUCACUUUUGUAAAAGCAUCGACACGGACGAGUACGCUCGGGUGCAAGCGGCAACUAAUUCGGACACCGACGAUACAGAUAGCUUAGCGAGCGAAGAGCACACGUCGCUUUAA